AUGGUCAUCGUGCAAACCACCGAAGAAAAUGUACUGUCUGUACGCCCCGGCUUUCUGUCUCUAUACGCAUCCCAGCCCGAGGGAGCGGUAUCAAAGCAGCAGGCGGACGUCGAGCAGCCACGCACGACCGUCACGCGAGAAGAGCACCCUGACCCGUAUUCGCUCAGAAAGGCCUUGAAGACUGACGAUGAGCUUGCGAGUUUGCGCAAGCGCAAGGCAGGCAAGCAGCUCGAGCGCUUCCACCGCAAGCAGAAUGAUAUCAAGGUUGCCAUCUGGGCAAGCCUAGCCGGAAACUUUGCUCUCUGCAUUCUCCAGUUAUAUGCUGCCAUCACAUCCGUCUCGCUGUCCCUCAUCACCACCUCCGUCGACUCGGUCUUCGACUUUGGGAGCAAUGUCGUCCUCUAUUGGCUGCACAAACGCGCCAUGUCGCUCGACUUGAAUAAGUGGCCCGUCGGCGGGUUACGGCUCGAGACCAUCGGAAACAUCGUUUACGGGUUCUUGAUGAGCGCGGUCAAUCUGGUGCUGAUCGUCGAGUCGGUGCAGCGAAUCAUCACGCACGACAGCAGCAGCGAUACGGAUAAGUUCCAUAUCCCGUCUAUCAUCUCCGUCGGAGCUGCACUAGGCGUGAAGUUCGUGCUGUUCGUGUAUUGCAGUGGGCUGCGAAAACAGUCUAGCCAGGUGCACGUGCUGUGGGAGGACCACCGCAACGACCUCUUCGUCAACGGAUUCGGUCUGCUCAUGUCGGCGGGCGGAAGCAAGUGGGUCUGGUUCCUUGAUCCCAUGGGCGCUCUCAUCAUCUCCAUCGGCGUGCUGCUCGCGUGGGGCAAGACAAUCUAUGAACAGUUCGAGCUGCUUGCGGGCAAGUCGGCGCCGUACGAAUUUAUGCAGCUGCUUGUAUACAAGACGAUGACCUUCAGCGACGAGAUCGAGAAGGUUGACACCGUGCGAGCAUACCAUAGUGGGCCGGACUACUUCGUCGAGAUCGACAUUGUUAUGGACGCGAGCACGCCCCUCUGGAAGGCACAUGACAUCAGUCAGCAGCUGCAGGACAAGAUCGAGGUGCUGCCCAACGUCGAGCGCGCCUUCGUGCAUGUCGAUCACGAGACGACCCAUGCACCGGAGCACCGCAAGUAUCUAUGA
Messenger RNA from Laetiporus sulphureus 93-53, 1140 nucleotides. RefSeq names its product CDF-like metal transporter. Gene Ontology annotation, biological process: transmembrane transport; monoatomic cation transport. The transcript has 12 exons. Lineage: Eukaryota; Fungi; Basidiomycota; Agaricomycetes; Polyporales; Laetiporaceae. Gene Ontology annotation, molecular function: monoatomic cation transmembrane transporter activity. The coding region runs from base 1 to 1140 and encodes 379 amino acids. The record is from RefSeq and is a predicted model, not a curated record. Gene Ontology annotation, cellular component: membrane.